AUGUCAACAUUGACAUGUGGGUGCUGUUUCAUAUGCGAAGACAAAUACCUCACUUUUGAGGACACUUUGUGCAGAAUACCAGCGAGUAAAAGUGCCCCAAAAAGCUACAAAAACAAAAAAAUAUAUGAAAAGAAAUCAAAGACAACGGCAAGUGGUAGACCAAGAGAGUACCACAUAAAAGGAUUUGGCUUUGCACUUCAGAGUUUGUUGCACUGCCAUUUUGUUGUGCACGAAGGGAAUGGCCACAUCCCUCGUAUACUACAAUGGAGGAGCAAUACUUUGGCUCGUUUUCACGAGCUAAUGAGCCAAGUAUUCGAAAACUGUGAGGUUGAUGUGCAACUUCUCCGCCCAAGUGUAAUUGACAAGCAGCAACCCUAUUGGACUUGGGGCGACAAUGUUGAAAACAUUGAAGAAAUUGUUGAAUUGUUUGCCAAUGAGGAUGAAGAAAAAACCAGCACUUCAGUUGAUCAAAAAGAUGAUGAAGUUCAUAAAACUGCUACCCUUCCGUCGUCUUCUAAGGGUAAACUCUCAUCCACUGAGUUACGCACUUUGAAGCAUGAGUUUCAAACCACAAAGGAUGAAUUGGCAAAGGUAACCAAUUCAAAUCGAGCGCUGUGCAUGACUUGGAAGAAACGAGUUACUGUACCUGGUGAUGAAGCGAUUAAGGAAGGUAGUGCCACUGUUGCAAAACAAGAUGUGGAAGGUAAAGGGUGCAGAAAGAAGCAAUUGACCACUACAUUGUUAAGUCCAUUUACCGAUCCCUCGAGGAAGAAGAGGACGAUUGUUGUUCCGGAUGCAGAGCCAACCUCGCCAUGUAAACAUGUGAACGUGUUAAAUUCACUGCUUCGGUUGCAUUGUACCUCUUGCAGAAUCAUGAUAGUGAAAUUCAUUGAGCAUCACAGUGCUGACAUUUUUGUGGAUAAAGUUGACCCAUCGAAGAUCACAUAUUACCAACUGAAGCUUGCGAUAGAGGCUUUAAGUGGGGAGGCACAUGGAAGCUCUGCUGGAGGUGCUUCAUAUGGUGAUCCAUCCAGUUUGAUAGAGCUAUUUGCUUUAGUUCUUCUAUGUAGCAACGUGAAAUCAUUUCAAUUAUCUGCGGCUAUGUUGUACAUGGCGAAAUGUAAUAUUGUAUAG
Messenger RNA from Prunus armeniaca (apricot), 1134 nucleotides. Lineage: Eukaryota; Viridiplantae; Streptophyta; Magnoliopsida; Rosales; Rosaceae. The record is from the annotation of a GenBank genome assembly.